AUGAUUUCUUUAGUUCUUUUUUAUUUGACAUUACAAUAGGCAUCUGCUGAUUGUACCACCACUGAUUCAGCAAGUUGUGAGGCAGAGACAGGUUGUGGUUGGUGGUCACAAGGAGGCUGUUACAAAUGUUCAGAUUGGGAUUAAUCAAAUUGUUAAAAUGUGUGCGGAUGGUACAAUUCAGCCUGCACAAAAUGCACCAGCAUACCAAAUGCUUCAUGCCUUUCAACAGGAUGUGGUCUUUCCUCUAGCAAUUAGUGUAUAAAUUGCGGAGGAUUAAGCACUUCAACCUGUUCUAACUAUUUUGGAUGCUAUUUAUCAGGUGGAUUUUGUUAUGCAAGUUUAUUUAGGACUUAAACUGAUUGUGUUUCACCAUAUGAAUGGGUUGAUUCAAAAUGUUAAAUUUAAGCUUGUUCUUCAUCAAAAAAAUCAAAUUGCAUAUGUGGAACAUCUAGCUUAGUGGUUUGUGGCUCAUCAGAAGGAUGUAAGGAUAUUGCAGCCUCUACUGGAGUGUGUAAAUAAAAUUGUGCUUAAAAUUUAAAUUCAAAUUCAUGCUUGUGUGGAACAGACUAAGUAGAAUGCCUAAGCUCUACAUACUGUGUGGAUAUUGCUGCUACAUCUGGAUAAUGUAAAUAGGCUUGUUCAGUAUCAACGGUUUCAGAUUGUAUAUGUGGAACUUCAAGUAAAUCUUAUUGUGAUUCAACUAAAUAAUGCUAGAGUGAUGCUUGUGUAACUUUAACAGUAAAUUGUGCAUCUGCUUUUGAUGCCAGCUGUUCUUGCGGAAGUUCAACCAAAUAAACUUGUACUUCAACUACUUUUUGCGUUGAUCCAACUGCAUCAUCUGGAUCGUGUAAAUAAGCUUGUUCAGUAUCAACGGUUUCAGAUUGUAUAUGUGGAACUUCAAGUAAAUCCUAUUGUGACUCUACUAAAUAAUGUUAGAGUGGUGCUUGUGUAACUUUAACAGUAAAUUGUGCAUCUGCUUUUGAUGCAAGCUGUUCUUGUGGAAGUUCAACAAAGUAAAGUUGUACUUCAACAACCUUUUGUGUUGAUCCGACUGCAUCCUCUGGAUAAUGUAAAUAGGCAUGUUCAGGAUCAACAGUGUCUGAUUGUAUAUGUGGAACCUCAAGUAAAUCCUAUUGUGAUUCAACUAAAUAAUGCUAGAGUAAUUCAUGUGUAUCUGUUGCGAAUUGUUCUUCAAUUAACUAAAAUAACUGUUCAUGUGGGAGUUCAUCAAAACAAAAUUGUGGUUCAACUACUUAUUGCAAAGAUCCAACUGCAGCCAGUGGAGUUUGUGUUAAUAAAUGUUAAGGAUCAACUGUAAAUAAUUGUAUUUGUGGAUCUUCAACAGUAUCUUAUUGCAGUUCAACAUAAAGAUGUGAAGAUAAUAUGGCUAGUUCAGGUAAUUGUUUGGAUAUAUGUACUACUAAUUUUUAAAGUAAUUGUUCAUGUGGUUAAAGUCAAUUUAGUAAUUGUAAUAAUUCUAAAUAUUGUGUGAAUGCUUCUGCUUCUAAUGGGUAAUGUUAUGAUAAUUGUACAGAUAGUGUUAGAUCAUCUUGCAUUUGUGGAAUUGCAACAAAAUAAGUUUGUUCUAACUAACAAAAAUGCCAAGAUCCAACUUCUAAUGAUGGCAAUUGUAUUACUAUACCAAAUUGCAUUAAUAAUUUUGAUAACUCUUGUUUAUGUGGUAUAACUUAGGUUUCUUAGUGUUCUUAAUCUACUUAUUGCAUUAAUGUAUCUGAUUCAACAGGAGUUUGCAUAUAAAAUUGUAAUCAAAAUUUAAAGUCUAAUUGUAUUUGUGGUUCAGUUAAUAAACUUAUCUGUUCUAAAACUUAAGUAUGUUAGAAUCCUAAUGAUAUGAAUGGAUAUUGUAUAGAAAAAUGUGUUACGAAUUUAUAAACAAAUUGCUAAUGUGGUAACUCUGUUACUCCUUUUUGUGGUUCAAAUGAACAUUGCCAUGAUGUUUAAUAACCUACAGGUAACUGUGUUAAAUAAUGUAAUUUAUUUGAAAACAAUUGUGUUUGUGGAAAAUCAUAUUAUUCACAAUGUUCAUCUACCACAUAUUGUUCAUCAAAAUCAGAAGGAGUUUGUUUAGAUUACUGUUCUUACUAAUCUUCCAAUUGUAUUUGUGGAAACAAAGUCAAAUAGGUAUGUUCAAAUGAAGAAAAAUGCGUUGAUCCAAAUUCAGAUAAUGGAAUUUGUAAUUAAGGAACUUGUACAUUAUAAUUUUAAUCAAAUUGUACUUGUGGUGUAAGUAAUCAAGCCUAUUGCAAUAAGAAUUAACAUUGUUUAGAUUAGACAGCACUCAUUGGAGUAUGUUAUGAAAAAUGUAAGUAAAAUUAAAAUAACUGUUUGUGUGGAAUAGAUUCUAUAGAUAUAUGCCAUGCUUCAACAUAUUGUAUAUUGCAAUCUAAAGGUGUUUGUAUGUCAGAAUGCUCUUCAACUAAUUAUCAAAAUUGUUUGAUAUUAUCUGAAAACCAAGCUUGCCUUGAUUAACUUGAUUCUAUCUAUAAUGAUCUUACUGCAAAAUGCGUACCAACUUGCAAAGAAAAUGGUUAAAAUAAUUGUUUUUGCGGUAGUAGGGAGAAUGGUUUAGAUGUAAAAUUAAUUUGUUAAUCUGGCUUUGAAUGCUAAAAUCUUGGAACAAAAUAAAGUGGUUGCUAUGAGAAAUGUACAACUAGCAAAAUAUCAAAUUGUUAUUGCGGAUAAGAAAAGUCUCAAUAUUGUAAUCAAAAUUAGACCUGUUUAGAUGUGACUUAAUAGGUAGGAACAUGUAAAUCAACUUUAACUAUUUCAAAUGCUGAUUUUUCUACCAAUCUACAAAUAGGGCUUUUUGCAAUAUUCUGCCUAUUAACUAUUAUUUGA
This is a messenger RNA of Paramecium tetraurelia, 2859 nucleotides long. RefSeq lists its product as uncharacterized. The record is from RefSeq and is a predicted model, not a curated record. Lineage: Eukaryota; Ciliophora; Oligohymenophorea; Peniculida; Parameciidae. The transcript has a single exon.